This is a messenger RNA of Procambarus clarkii (red swamp crayfish), 3774 nucleotides long. RefSeq lists its product as uncharacterized. NCBI's taxonomy places the organism in Eukaryota, Metazoa, Arthropoda, Malacostraca, Decapoda, Cambaridae. The record is from RefSeq and is a predicted model, not a curated record.
UUGUUUAUUAAUGACGAAGAUUCAGAAAGACAUAAGGAGGACGACAAGGUUAAAGAUUGCGUGAAAUGGUAAGAGGCAAAAAGUGACACUGAUAAGUCACUGGCACUGAUAACAUGUCAUAUCUCUUGUUGCCAUAGACACCCUCUGUGCAACAUGCUAUUCCUACCUGUCAGCGCUGGCCACGAUGGAUAGUGAUAUUUUCAUACUAGGAAAGAAAAUCUCAAGACAAAAUUAAAUUACGAUAAAAACAAGUAACAAUAGCAAUAACUGAAUAACAAAAUCCCAAGUCAUGAGGAAGUGCAGAGAUGUUUCCGUAAGUUAAAUAAAUACCAAGAGACAGAUCUUGUACCAGGGCUGCUGACGGAAGCUGGACACUGGGAAACAGCUCUCACACCAGAAAGGUUGAUGAGUGUAUGUUACCAAGAGACAGAUCCCAUAGCAAAGAUUCUGACGUGACAGGGACGUAGAGAGCCAGCUCUAGCAACCAUGAGAAGUGUAGUGAUAUAGUUGGCUGGUUCCUACACCAACAUCCUGCUCGUGUUUACCAUCACACAGGAAGAGAUAGAGGAAGAGGGGGGAGGGGAGAGGAAGAGGAUUUCGGGAUCUGGCCUGUCUCCGCAGGUGCCUCCCACGUCACUCCUGCAGCGGCUCUGGCAGCAACCACACGACCCUCAAACCCAUCGCUACUGAGUUUGAUCACCGAAGGGCUCUUGAGAAUAACAGAGGCUACCACAUAUCAUUUUGUACCAGGCCAUAGAGACAGUUCUUUAGUACCAUCACUGAUCCACAGGCGUCAGCUAAGGUCACCAAUCGUGACAGAACUCACGAGAAAUUGGCACAAAUCUCAGAAGAUCGUCGUAGGUCCAUUGGGCUUCAAGAAUCACAAACAAGCAGCCCCGAGGCCAUCUACGGCUAGCAACGGUCAAGGAGGCGACGCCGCUCUAAAGCCAACAUGAGAUCGGAGAGAAGAACAGUGAUAUCACUGAUCCUAUUGGUCUUCCGGGUCUUCGCUUCCUCCAGUAGCAACGUCACAUCCACAGAAUGCUCAUGGAUUCUCCUGAAUGGCACAGACGUCGAGGAUUGGUCGCCCUCCUUCCCGUUGUCUGAAGUACAUAAGAUCGCUCUUAGACAUCCUGUCGCUGAUUGGCAAGAGUUCUCCUUUGGGUUCGAGCUCUCAGACACCACUCCUGUUGCAUUUCUAAAGUUUCAAAAAAGUGGAGAGUCCGCUGUACUGACUCUCAAGAGUAUUACCAACAGUGAAGGAGCUUCGGGUUUCCAGCGCGAGCAGCAGGUAAGGCUGCCCGAAGAGGAGUCCCGGCAGCUGUCUCUCAAAAACUGGACUUUCAUCUCCUUCGCGGUGAACGACGGACGACUCGAGGUUGAAAUUGAUGAUGCGGACGCCGUGAGGUUCGACCAGGUGGAUGCAACACACUUCUACCAAGUGUACGUUCAUGUGUCUCGCGGCCACCUGGUGGACGUCAGCUUCAACUGCUUCACCGCAGAGGGAGAAGUGACCUACCCAGCAGUGAGAGAGAUAAUUUACACUACAAACGGAAAGAUGACCGCAACGUCUGCCCCAAUAGGAGGGACAGACGACCCUCCACUUUCAGGAGACAUCUCCGUUGGCACCACCAUUACUGUCGUCAUCAUCCUCCUGGUGUUGUUCGCCGCAAAAGCUGGACUCUGGUACCGGAGGAGAAGGCUCAACAGGAGGAAAGACGAGGAAGUGCCCGGUGAUGUCAAUGUAGAGCGUCCGAAGCCAGCUGAGAUGAAACCGCUGAUGUCCACACAAGGUGCUGCAGAAGCACUGCAUGGCGGCCAGGUUGUCACACAAGGUGCUGCAGAAGCAUUGCAUGGCGGCCAGGUUGUCACACAAGGUGCUGCAGAAGCACUGCAUGGCGGCCAGGUUGUCACACAAGGUGCUGCAGAAGCACUGCAUGGCGGCCAGGUUGUCACACAAGGUGCUGCAGAAGCACUGCAUGGCGACCAGGUUGUCACACAAGGUGCUGCAGAAGCAUUGCAUGGCGGCCAGGUUGACACACAAGGUGCUGCAGAAGCAUUGCAUGGCGGCCAGGUUGACACACAAGGUGCUGCAGAAGCACUGCAUGGCGGCCAGGUUGUCACACAAGGUGCUGCAGAACCAGAGCAUGGCGGUCAGGAUGUCAAGCCGAGUACUGUGGCAGUUGCACAUGGUGAACAGGAGACAAUUCAUGACAUCAAAACUAUCUUGCAAGAUGGUGUUGUUAAAGACACCGAUGAACGACAGAGUAUAGUACCAGGCACUAUGACUGGCGAUAUGCAUGAAAACAGUAACACUGACGCAACUACGCAAUCUGCUGAAUCACCAACAAACAAUAAGAUAACAGACCAAAGACUGAUUCUUAGUAUGAUAGACAUUGCAACACCACAAACCCAAAAUAAUGGUAUUGAAGAGUGCAGAACUGACAGCCCAGUUGACACCAUAUUAAUGGGUGCAGAGAAUCGCGGUGUUGAGGAAAGUUGUCAGAAAGUGGAAGAUGUUGACAUCGUUAAUAAUACAUGUUAUUAUGAUGAAGUAGGAGUAGAGCCUACUGAGGAGAUCAUAAUGAAGAUAACAGGUCUGAUGCUGGAUGACAACACAGAAGAGAAUACGAUAUCUAGGCUAUGUAUGGUGACAUCAAGCAACCAGACCGACACCGAAAGUUUAACGUGUACACCAGGAGGGAGGCAGCAGUCUCAGGCUUUAGAAGUGAAAUACAAGGAUGCACAGGACCUAAUGCAAAGCAGCAGUACAGAAACAAAUAUUCUUAGGGUAAAUACCACAGCAAAGACAAACACUGCCGACAACGUAUCGAUAGAUCAGAACCUAAUGGCCACACUGCCCUCAACAGCGAAGUCCUCGGAUACAGAACACAGUCCCCAACCACCUGGUGUAGUUAGAGACGUGCCCCGCGAUGCUGCCAGCGACAAGGCGGAUGAGGAGAGGAGACGCGAAAACGCUGAGGAAGAACACAGUGCCCAGGAACUCAGGGCAUCCACAAAUGACUCGGGAGCAUGUGUUAGUACGGCUGGUGUUUCCCGAAGAAAUACCAGUACUCCAAGAAUGCCUCAAGAUGAGGAAUUGCACUCUGUCGAAUCCUGGUUAAGCAUACAGAAAUAUCAAGAAUCUGGUUUAGCAUCUGAAUACCCUCAAUCUGAUUCCCAAUUAAAAAUUAAAAAAGCUAAAACUAAUCGUAAUAAAAUCAUCGCAUACGAUGACUCUCGCGUGAGGAAAAACACCUCACAUCGUAGACCGCCACCUUACCUGUGACUAGUUAAGGACGAGAUUCACAGACACCAUGUGGAAGGAAACUUUCUUAUACCCAAUUACUAAGCAGCUUGUAUUUCCCAAACGGGACCCAAAAAAGGUGAAACGGGAAUUCCUCGUUCAAUGUUGAGUGAGAACAAAGAUAUUUAGUUAUUGCGUAUUGCGUCUUCUCAUGUAUAUAUUUCAUUCCAGUCACAAUUCUUAGUAUCGUCAUUUGUAUGGGAGAUUAGUGAUUGAUUUCUGAAGACCAGUCUUCAAGGUGAUUCCAUAUUUUCAACAAGACGUGGUGGGAAGAAAUCACAGUGUGGGAGGCGUAACGCACACAUUCCCUGGCACCACAUAAUGUGCUCCAGAGACUCUCUUGAAACUGAAGGCCCAGAAACUAUUUAUUUUUUGCUUGAGUGAAAAAACUAUGAACUUACAAAAAAUCUAGAUUUUUUACUUUCAUUAUUUAAUUCGCCUGUUCGGAAUAAAGAUUAUAGCCCUCA